UUUUAAUUUAUUAAGCUAGAUUUAAAUUCUGUUGGCUGUCAAAAGUUAAACUCAGAAGAAAAUAAAAUUAAUUUGUUGAAGUAAUCUGAAAAUUUCAAUUUACCCAUAGGCCAUGUCGAAACAAUACGGCCUAAUAGAUCCAAAAGCCGCCAGCAAAGUCGCAUCCAAACCGGCAAUAACAAAACAUGCGGCUUUCAACAGCGAUUCGGAUUCGGAUUCGGGAGAUCCGAAAAAGUCCAUGAAAAUGGAACUUGGCGAGAGUCAGAAGCGUCAAGCGAGGGCUGCUCAGGCGAAGGCCCUUGCGGAGGAUCCCACGGUCUAUCAGUAUGACGAGUUGUACGACGAUAUUGAAAACAAGCGCAAAGAAUCCAAGGACUGUAAAUCUAAGGAGGAACGACAGCCAAAAUACAUAGGAAAGCUUUUGGAGACGGCUGAUAAGCGUAAAAAGGAACAGGAAAGACGCAUCGAGCGACAGGUGCAAAAAGAACGGGAGGCCGAAGGCGAAAUGUUCAAGGACAAGGAAUCCUUCGUCACAUCCGCCUACAGAGCAAAACUUGAAGAGAUGAAGAAAGCGGAAGACGAGGAAAAGCGCGAAGAGUAUCUGGAGAGCAUUGGAGAUGUUACGAAGCAGGGCGAUUUGGGUGGAUUUUACAGGCACAUUUAUUCGCAGAAAAUGGGAGAAGCUAGCACGGAACGGAAGAAGGACAAGGACGACAAAAAUGUGAAACAGGAAGAAGAUGGUCGUUCCAGUGGAUCGGAAGAUGAGUCACAAAAAGACACUCAACCGCUACCGUCCCUGGGUAAGGCAAAUCGAGAAUCUGACGAGGAAGAACAUGCCAGGAAGGAGGCGCUGAAGAGUAAAGAUGUGUCUCAAUCGAAAGGACGACGAUAUCGCAAACGGCACUCUGAGGAUGAAGAGAAUGAUGACAACGAUGAAAAGAACGAUUCUUCCAAGAAAGUCCACCUUCAGUCAAAUUUAGACGCCGAUUCGGAUUUCAGUAUUGACUCGAACAGCAGUAGCAGUGAGAGUGGCAACAGCAGCGAUGAAAGUGAUACCGAGCAGGAUCGGAAAGGUAAAGUUAAAAAGACCGAAGACAAGAAAAGUUCAGUAGAACCAUCGCCGGAGAAGAAACCUAAAACGGACGACACGGAAGAAGCAUCUGCCAAUGGCGUUGACAAUGGAAACAAAUCCGACAAGGAAAACGGCAAAGAUGUGGUAGAAGCAACAGAACGAAAAGUUAAGGAAGCUAAGAAACCCAAGCAACCGAAAGUGGAUAUCUGGAAGAAGCGUACUGUUGGCCCGGUGUUCGAUGCGGCUUUGCAAAGAUACUACGAACGAAAGGCAGCGAGAGAAUCGGGUUGAUUGCUUUUGGUGUAACGCUCAUCAAAUAUUUGUAUGUAAUUCUGCUUUUAAGUGUAUUAAACAAAUAAAUAUAAAUAAAUAGAUUUUGUGUACGUUUGAA
This is a messenger RNA of Aedes aegypti (yellow fever mosquito), 1463 nucleotides long. RefSeq names its product nuclear speckle splicing regulatory protein 1. Gene Ontology annotation, biological process: regulation of alternative mRNA splicing, via spliceosome. The record is from RefSeq and is a predicted model, not a curated record. The transcript is spliced from 3 exons. NCBI's taxonomy places the organism in Eukaryota, Metazoa, Arthropoda, Insecta, Diptera, Culicidae. The coding region runs from base 113 to 1363 and encodes 416 amino acids.